GCGUUUAGACUCAAUGAUCCUCUUUUCUCAAAACCCUAAAACUCGUUUCAGUUCCUUAACCCGAACUCGUCUUCUACGCAAAUUGCUCACUCAGAAUCCCUAAUCUCGGUAGAAAAUCACAAACCAGAGGCCGGCGACCGGUUGAUUCCGGUUUUCUCUUUCCUCGAUGGAAGAACCGCGUCGUAAACGGCCUAAAAUCGAGAGGGGUGCUGAUGAUUACCUUCCUGGCAAUAUAACUGAAAUUGAGCUCAAUAACUUCAUGACAUUUCAUCAUGUGAUUUGCAAGCCAGGAACACGACUGAACCUAGUAAUUGGGCCAAAUGGUUCUGGUAAGAGCUCUCUUGUAUGUGCUAUUGCACUCUGUCUUGGUGGUGAGCCUCAGUUGCUUGGAAGGGCAACUAGUAUUGGAGCAUAUGUAAAGCGUGGUGAGCAUGCUGGGUUCAUCAAAAUUUCCUUACGAGGUCAUGCCGAAGGGGAGAGGAUUACAAUUAUGCGUAAAAUAGAUACACAGAACAAGUCUGAGUGGUUAUACAACGGAAAAGUUGUGCCUAAAAAGGAAGUGUUGGCAGUCAUCCAAAAAUUCAAUAUCCAAGUCAACAAUUUGACUCAGUUCCUACCCCAGGACAGAGUUUGUGAAUUUGCCAAGCUAACUCCUGUGCAACUCCUAGAGGAGACUGAAAAAGCAGUUGGUGAUCCUAAGCUUCCAGUGCAACAUCAUGCACUUGUUGACAAAAGUCGUGAACUGAAGAAAUAUCAACAGGCUGUUGGAAGAAAUGGAGUAACUUUGAAGCAACUCAUGGCCCUUAAUGCUGAACAGGAAAAAGAUGUUGAACGUGUCCGUCAAAGAGAAGAACUUCUAGAAAAGGUUGAAUCCAUGAAGAAGAAGCUACCUUGGCUGAAGUAUGAUAUGAAGAAGGCUGAAUACAUGGAAGCCAAGAAGCAGGAGAAGGAUGAAAAAAAGAAGUUGGAUCAAGCUGCAAUGGCUUUAAAUGAACUUAAGGCACCUAUUGAAAAAUUAAAGGAGGAGAAAGCUCUGCUGAAGCGUAACUGUAAAGAGAUUAGUGCGCUAAUGGAUGCCAACAUCAAGAGACGCACAGAUCUUCUGCUCAGAGAAAAUCAAUGGGCAGUGAAAGUACAGGGGAAAUAUAAAGAGAUGGAAGAUUUGAGGAGACAAGAAGAAUCUCGUCAACAAAGAAUUUUAAAAGCUAAAGAGGAGCUUGCUGCUGCUGAACAAAACCUAAAAAAUUUGCCUGAAUUUGAACAUCCUAAAGAUGAACUUGGAAGAUUGAAUGGUCAAAUUAGGGAGCUAAGAGUUCAAUCAAAUGAAAAGAGGCUUCAGAAGUCUGAGAUGGAGAAGCUUUUAUGCCAAAGACAAUUAAACCUGAGACAGUGUAUUGAUAGGUUGAAGGAUAUGGAGAAUACAAAUAAUAAACGUCUACAUGCUUUAAAAAAUUCUGGAGCUGAAAGUAUAGUUCAAGCUUAUCAAUGGUUGCAGCAGCAUCGUAAUUUGUUAAAUAAGGAGGUUUAUGGUCCUGUAUUGCUUGAGGUGAAUGUCUCAGAUCAGAUGCAUGCUAACUACUUAGAGGGCCAUGUUCCUUUCUACAUCUGGAAGUCAUUCAUCACUCAAGAUGAUGGAGAUCGAGAUUUUGUGGCCAAAAACCUAAAGCCAUUUGAAGUUCCUGUUUUAAAUUAUGUAAGGGAUGGAAAUGGUGUCAAAUCACGCCCUGAAGUUUCUGAGGAGAUGCGUGUUCUUGGGAUCUAUACCCGACUUGAUCAAGUUUUUGAUGCUCCUGAUGUUGUAAAGGAGGUUUUGACAUCACAGUUUGGACUGGAGAAAUCAUAUAUUGGAACAAAGGAAACUGAUAAGAAGGCUGAUGAUGUUAAAGAGCUUGGAAUUUCUGAUCUUUGGACUCCAGAAAACCACUAUCGGUGGGUUUGCUCCAGAUAUGAUAAUCAUGUUUCAGCCAGGGUAGAGGCUGUGGAUCGUUCCCGUCUUUUAUUUGGUGGUUUGGAUGGUGGAGAAAUUGAAAAACUGAGGUCCAGGACGAGUGAGCUUGAAAAGUCUAUCACUGACAUACAGCAAGAGUUGAAAUCACUACAGACUGAGCAAAGAAUUCUAGAAGAUGAGGCAGCUCAACUUCAAAAACAGCAGGAGGAGAUUGUCAACACUGUGAGAAAUGAGAAGCGAAAACGCCAAGAACUGGAAAAUCGCAUUGAGCAAAGGAAAAGGAAAGUGGAAUCUUUGGAGAAGGAUGAUGAUAUGGACACUGUUAUGGCCAAGCUUGUUGACCAAGUUUCAAGACAUAACACUAAUCGAUUUGAUGAUAUGAUCAAAAUUAAGGAUUUACUUGUUGAUGCGGUUUCCUUAAAAUGGAAUCUUGCUGAAAAGAAUUUGGCCUCCAUUGAAUACGAUGCAAAGAUUAGAGAACUGGAAGCCAAUCUCAAGCAUCAGGAGAAGUUUGCUCAACAGGCAUUGCAGCAAUUCGAGUAUUGUAAAAAAGAGGUAGAGGAUUGUCGACAACAAUUGUCUGCUGCCAAGACGUCUGCUGAAUCAAUUGCUGUCAUUACUCCUGAACUUGAGAAGGCAUUUCUUGAGAUGCCAACUACAAUUGAGGAACUGGAGGCUGCUAUUGAAGAUAAUAUUUCGCAAGCGAACUCUAUUCUUUUCCUAAACCAGAACAUACUGCAGGAAUAUGAACAUCGUCAACAUCAGAUAGAAGACAUUUCCACAAAGCUAGAAGCAGAUAAAAAGGAACUGGAGAGGUGCUUGGCUGAAAUAAAUGCCUUAAAGGAAAGUUGGCUUCCAACAUUGAGAAACCUUGUUGCUCAGAUAAAUGAAACUUUCAGUCGAAAAUUCCAAGAGAUGGCUGUUGCAGGAGAAGUUUUGUUGGAUGAACGUGGAACUGAUUUUGAUCAAUUUGGAAUCCUUAUUAAAGUAAAGUUCAGACAAUCAGGGCAACUUCAAGUCCUCAGUGCUCAUCAUCAAUCUGGAGGGGAAAGAUCUGUUUCAACCAUUCUUUAUCUUGUUUCUCUUCAAGAUCUCACAAAUUGCCCCUUUAGAGUGGUUGAUGAGAUUAAUCAAGGAAUGGACCCUAUAAACGAAAGAAAGAUGUUUCAGCAAUUAGUGAGAGCUGCGAGUCAGCCUAACACACCACAGUGUUUUUUACUUACCCCAAAGUUGCUACCCAAUCUAGAAUACAGUGAGGCUUGCAGCAUUCUUAAUAUAAUGAAUGGGCCUUGGAUUGAGCAGGCUUCUAAAGUAUGGAGCUUCGGGGAGAGCUGGGGAAUUGUUGCAGGCUUGGCAAGAUAAAGUAGAUGCUGGAACCUGAAGUAUCAUCUUUCCAGGAGUGAGCAUGUUCCAUCCCUACAAUGAAUCUUUGUAGAUGCUUGAAAUCUUCUCACAACUUGAGAUAUGGUGUACUCGAAACUUCUAUGACUUCAACUUAUAUUAUGCCUGGUCCCUCUCCCCCCCCCCCUGCCUCCUUUUUUGCAUUUCACAUCGCAAACAUCACCAGGUUUCUUUACAUCCACAACGUCUUAAAAUCAGAAAAUUCCACCAUGUUAGCAUGAUUGCAAUCGGGAUUACAUUAUAUUAUGCAGGUAAGUGUUUUGCUUUCUUAACCUGAUUGCUUCUAUCUAACAGAUAAUUAAGUCAAAUUGUUAGUUACUUGAGGGAGACGAAUAUUUGUUAGCUCAGGGAUAAAUUUCAAGGAAUAUUUUUUUAGUUUCAGCUGACGUCUUUUUUAUGCAACUGGUGUGUCAUUUUUAGCUGCUAGCAUUUUCCAAUGCAUAGAAACAUGAAUAUGACCUUCUGCUUUUUGCAUAAUAUAAAGAGUUUGAAAAUUUCAGAACAGGUGUGUCAUAAAACUUUCGAGUCCAAUGACCCCAAGGAUAUUUUUAUCUAGAUGGAAUACCACCUCCUAUUUUUUAUUGGCCAUCGAUUGCCACCUACCAUUUGAAAUUUAAUUUGUUUCAGAAGGAAUACCGCCACUCUCAGAACUUUGUCUAGCAACUCCUUAAGAAACAACUGUUUUUAUAAUUAAUGUAAUACUACUGUGGAAAAAAAGUUCAUUUUUCUUUCUUUAAUAUGUCAAACUUUACUGAAAUAAAAGAAUUUUGCUUCAAAAUCAGGGAAAGCAUUGACUGAAGAUUUUGCUUUGAUUUCUGCUGCUUACAUGUUGUUGGUUAAUGGUAACACAUCGUAGAUGGGGCUAGGAUAAAUAGGCUAGGUGUGUGAAUGUGGAAAGAGAAAUUUCUCCAUUACUUUAUUUGUUGUUGAGGGCAAGAAUGGGUUAAAAU
This is a messenger RNA of Rubroshorea leprosula, 4299 nucleotides long. The record is from the annotation of a GenBank genome assembly. Lineage: Eukaryota; Viridiplantae; Streptophyta; Magnoliopsida; Malvales; Dipterocarpaceae.